Ctenopharyngodon idella (grass carp) is the source of this 3330-nucleotide messenger RNA. It is a transcript of the gene ccdc22, whose product is annotated as coiled-coil domain containing 22. The transcript is spliced from 16 exons. NCBI's taxonomy places the organism in Eukaryota, Metazoa, Chordata, Actinopteri, Cypriniformes, Xenocyprididae. The coding region runs from base 332 to 2251 and encodes 639 amino acids. Gene Ontology annotation, molecular function: cullin family protein binding. Gene Ontology annotation, biological process: positive regulation of ubiquitin-dependent protein catabolic process. The record is from RefSeq and is a predicted model, not a curated record.
UAAAACUUCAUGUCCCAUGGUACACUGCGUCGGACACUCCUAGGUAAUGACUUCCUCUCCAGAAAAAGCAGAUUUUGAAGAGACUGGAUGAAAAAAGCUGUUAUUUUGACACGCCGUUUUGUUAGAGGAUGUGGUAAAAAUCACUUUAUGGUUCAUUUGAAACUGCGUUUUGAAAUGUAACCAUGGCAACCGAACGGUCGUCCUGGUUAGCAGCCCUGCACAGGCUGUAGUGAAGGCGAUGCUGAGGGUUAGCUGAAGCCUUAUGAUAUUCAUUUGCCUUUAAUAUUGUUACGGAAGACAGUCGAACAGCUAUAUCUGAUCUCGUUCCGUGAUGGAAGAAGUCGAUAGGAUUUUAAUUCACUCUCUAAGACAAGCGGGCACAGAUAUUGAUGAGGAUGUUCAGAGUGUGAAGCAGUUCACCAGUGAGCUGAUCGUGGAGGCGGUGGUGAGAUGCCUGCGUGUGAUCGACCCUGCGCUGGGCAAUGGAUUGACCCACUCGCUCCCCCCUGGCAUGUCUGCCCGCUUUAGACUGGGCAUGAGCCUGGCUCAGGCCUGUCAGGAUGUGGGCUUUAAAGGGGAAAUUGGCUACCAGACAUUUCUCUACAGCAAUGAACCAGAGAUUCGCUCUCUGUUCAUGUUUCUGGUUGAGAAACUGCCCAGAGAGAGUUCAGAGGCCUCUGACCAGCCUGCAGGGAAGUCUGCGCUGUUGCAGAGAGCAAUUGCUGCUCAAAUUAAAGCGCAGUUGUCAGUGCCUUGGCUCCCUCCGUCCUGUAGACUCCCCAUUCAUCGAAAAACACAGAGUUCCGGCCCGUGUCACAGUUUCCGCGCCCAGCCACUGAGCCUCCCAUAUUCAGUGAAGGUCUCUUCCAGGAAACAGCCAAAAGAGGUGCAAGAAUACUGGAGGAAUUAUUUGCUGCCUGUCACCUCCCAGCCUUCCCAGCAUGCCUCAGUGCCAGCGUCCCUCCUGGAGAACCACAUCUCUGAACUUAGUGCCGCACAGGAGUGGGAGAAUGAAUGGAACAGCCAAGGCCUCCUGUCGAGACUUACACCUGAGGAGUACCGAUCCAGGAAAAAAGCACGACUGCAGAAGCGGAUUGAGGAGCAGCUGAGAACGGCAGCUCAGCCUCGACCUGACACACACGGAGCCACGCGCUCGACUUCUGACCUUGCUGAGCUGCUGCAGUCAUUCGGUGGUGCUUCCACUGGGGGAGAUGUGCUGACCAAAGGCACACGCUUCACCCAUACAGAGAAGUUCACCUUUACACAGGAACCUGAGAAAGCAGCCCAGCAGAUGGCAGCAGCAGCAAGUGCACUUCCCAGCUCUCACCAAUCAGAGGAGGACCUAAAGGCCCAGCAGGAAGCAGAACUUUCUGCUCUGCAGCAACAGUUGCAGCAAUUGUCAGUCCAAAUGGAAGAAGUGGGCGGAGACAUUAAGCAGCUCACUGUGUCCAUCCAGCAGGUGUCCGAUGAGUUGCAACAGAGUGAAGUGAGUAAUGCCGAGAAGGAGAAUUCAGUCAAAAUGAAGAGACAGACCAUUGACCUACUGCCUGACGCUGAAAACAACCUGCUCAAGUUACAGAGUCUGGUAGAGGCCAGCUCUAAACGAGUGGUUCAUUUGGCCUCUCAGUGGGAGAAACACAGAGUCCCGUUGAUUGACGAGCACCGCAGGCUAAAAGAGCUGUGCAGCAACAGAGAGUCUGAGUCCUCCAGGAAGCUGUCAGAGAUCAAAGACCUACAUGAGAAAAUCAGACAGUCUGCUGAGGAGGCCAAAAAGAAAGAAAGUCUGUACAAGCAGCUGCUAACCGAGUAUGAAACACUGUCUAAAGAUGUGGCACGCUCAGCCUAUACCAUGAGGAUCUUGGAGAUCGUAGGCAACAUAAAGAAACAGAAGGAGGAAAUCACUAAGAUUUUGUCGGACACAAAGGACUUGCAGAAAGAGAUUAACAGCCUGACUGGAAAACUGGACCGAACAUUUGCCGUCACAGAUGAACUGGUGUUUAAGGAUGCCAAGAAAGAUGAAUCUGUCCGCAAAUCCUACAAGUACUUGGCUGCCUUACAUGAGAACUGCACUCAGUUAAUUCAGACCAUUGAGGACACAGGAACCAUCAUGAGAGAAAUCCGAGAUCUUGAGGAGCAGAUUGAGACCGAAAAUGGAAAAAGGACAGUUAGCAAUCUAGAGAAGAUUCUUGAAGACUACAAGGCCAUUCGUCAGGAAAACUCUGCCCUUGCUGCAAAGAUCCGGGAAGGUUGAGUCAUUGCGCCGUCCAUGUUUGAUAAUACUGCAGAGCGAAAACCCCUGCUGAAAUGAGUGCUGCUGUGAGAGAUGUCAGUUUGGCUCCCAUCUGCGUCAGCCCUCCAUCAGAAAUAAUCCUCAUCACAUCAGAAACUUUCAGCUUACACUGAGGGUUUGAACACAGGAGUUUUUUGCAUCAAAAUGACACAUUUAAAGAAAUGUUAGUUAAAACUAAUUCUGAUCAUUGUGAUGAGAUUCUGUUUUUAACAAAAGCUUGGACUGCAAUAAUUUGAGAAGGACCAGUCCCACCGCUUCAGCUGGAUAAAACAACAUCAUUGUUAUACGGUGAUAACCAUAUUAUGUACAUGAAAGUGUCCGUUAACAGUGACCUCUGAUUGUUGUUCAUCGUAUGGGUUGAGCUGCUCAUGAACAUUACAAGAUUCAGGUGAUUUGAUUGCACUUGGAGAAUAGUAGGCUGAUAACAACUUAAAACACUCAUGAUCAGCUUGCCUGUUUCGUAUUAAAGCAUAAAUUUGAUAUAUCUGUUUGUUUGGCUCUGAUGGAUCAAUAGAACUGUUAAAAUACUCAUCAUUGAAAGUUAUACUGUAUUUGAACCUCUGUCAUAGAAAAGUCUGUCAGGCUGACUGUAGGAAAGCUGUGUAAACACAUUUAAGUGUCUGAUUGACUAACAAUGAUGAUUGUCCCAAUCAAACUGGUUUUCAAAGUUUAUGCCAUCUUUGGAAUGUUUGAUUUUAGAGAUUAUAUGGAAAAGAAUGUUUUGUAAUUUACCAUUACUUGUAUACAUCUGCUCAAUCUCUGAACAUGAUGUUCUGAUAUUUCACCAUUUCCCCAGCAGUUGUUAUUGUCCUUUUAAAAAUGACCUUUUUCUUUUGCAAAAAUAUUUUUGAGAAUGAGGUAUUUGACCCUUUGACUUAUUAGGGUAAAGAUUGACAUUUGAUGUAAUAAUUAGAAAUUGUAGGGCUGCACGAUUUGGGGAAAAGUCUAAUUGCGAAUUUAUAUAGAAAAGAAUGUUUUGUAAUUAGCCAUGACUUGUAUACAUCUGCUCAAUCUCUAAACACGAUGUUCUGAUAUUUCAA